Molecule: messenger RNA, 4146 nt
Organism: Lethenteron reissneri (Far Eastern brook lamprey)
Lineage: Eukaryota; Metazoa; Chordata; Hyperoartia; Petromyzontiformes; Petromyzontidae
Product: constitutive coactivator of PPAR-gamma-like protein 1
Cellular component (GO): nucleus
Source: RefSeq, a predicted model, not a curated record
UCAGAAGCCGCGUGGUGAAGGCCCCAACGCUGCCCACGCGGCGCGGCCCCGCGGGAUUUAUCGAACAAUCGUCGCCAUCGUAGUGCGAGCAGAGAGCCUCGCUUACUACGACUUCAUGGAGUGGGAGUGGCUGAGCCGCCACGUGUGGUACCUCGACUCCAAAGAGAAAUGCCCGUACAUUCGCCUCAGCGGCCUGGCCAAGGGCUCGAAGCGGAACCCCGCCGCGUCCACCCUGUGCGUGGACGCGGCGGAUUCCCUGCUCGACCGCCUUUAUUUUUUGCACCACGACCAGCGGCGGCAGCUGCAGCAGCGCGAGGCUGAGCAAGACUGGCUGUGCGGCGGACAGUGGCGCCAGCUUGAGGUGAACGUGGGUGCCGUGUGCGCGACUUGCCCGCUCCGCUUCGUCUUCGACGGGGGUAGCGGCAAGUCGUGUGGGUCACCGAGCCUGCUGCGGGGCCGACGGCGGUGGGGGCUGCUGCCGGGCAGUGGCGAGGAGCGGUGGGGCCUCCCCGCUUGUGCUGGGCGCGCCCAGUGGCUCGUGACGGCGCCCGCCGGCCUCAGGGACUCGGUGCGUCUCGCCGCCGCUCUCCGCGGGGCCUCUGUGUCUCAGAGCGUGAGGGACCACCGGCUCGCCGUGGCGCGCGAGUGCUGCGCGAGCCGGUGCUCCGCCGUGCUGGCACAGCACGGGGACUACCUGGCGUUCGGGCCGCCACGCCUCCUCUCGACGGCUUCGCUGCGCUUGGCCCACGCUGGCAGCUGCCCCGCGGUGGCGCGCGAGUUCCGCCGGUCGCUCGGCGCCAUCCUGGACCUCGGGCAGGAGCGCGUGCCGCUUUUCGCCUCGCUCAUCGGCAACCACAUCCUGUCAGCAGAAGCCUUGGCUGCUUUUCACAAGCAUCUGGUGCCUACGGCCUUCUCUAAUGAAAAGCCGCUGCCGAGAGACGUCGUCCUGGCGGUGGCUGCAUUUGUGAGGAGUCUGCCCGAUCUGUCCGACCUGCAGGCGAUCGCCAAGCGAGUCUUUCAGGACCACUCCAAGCGCGCACAGCAGCUGCACCUGCUGUGCGCGUCUCUCCGCUACUAUGACGCCGGCCGGGCCGCGUUCCACAACGACGGGGGCGGGGCCCGCAGCGGCGAGUGGGCACCCCCCGGUGACGGGGCGGCGGCGGCGGCGGGGCAGCCAGUGGAGCGGCUGGCGCCCGCCGAGCUCGUACAGGAGGUGGAGUGGCUCCACCGCCGGGGAGAGAUUCACCCCUUCCUGCUCCACGUCGUCGGCAUGGGAGAGGUGUGGCUGCCGGCAGAGGUGACGGAGGAGGGGGAGGGCGGCCCCGGGGGACUGCCGUCGGCCGCGAGCCUCUACCGCACCGCCCGGCAGCACGUGUACGCCGUGCUGCUCCACUACCACGUCAGCGGGCAGCCGGGCGAGCCGGGGCAGCCGGGGCAGCAUGCAGGCUGCGCGGCGCGCAUCAGGGAGUGGAGGCCGAACGGGUGCCCGCGCCCCUGGGACCUGGUGCCGCCACUGGCGCUGCCCGCCGCCGGUGCCCGCCGCCCGUGCCCGCCGCCCCUCGAGCUGUGGGCGACGCAGGGCCCCGAGGGCGACGCCGGGCGCCUGGGCGCCUUCCUCGCCUGCCUGCGCUGCGACGGCACGCCCGGCCUGCGCAACCAGGCCAGCGUGCCGCACUACUUCCUCCUCUUGUGCUGCGUGCUCCGGUACAUGCUGCAGUGGCCCGGCCCGGGGGAGCUACUGUCCAGGUCGGAGCUGAAUGCGUUCCUGGCGCAGGCCGUGACCCUGCACCACCGCAGCCUCGCCGAGCUCAGGGACCUCGAGGUGCAGCAGGUGAGCGCGCGCGGCGUGGCGUUGGCGAGGCUGUUCAUGUGCGGCGUGGAGAUGGCGCUGGUCGCUAACGACGCGUGCGGCCGGCCCGUUGCGCUCGCCUGCGCCGCGCCCUGGAACUACUUUGACGGGAAACUCUUCCAGCGCAAGCUGGCCGACUCGGCCAUGCAGCCGCUGCUCGAGCUGUGCGACGGCAAGGACGAGCUGGCGGCGCACGCCGGCGAGAUGCGCAAGUGCAUCGCGGACGGGCUGACGCUGCCGCUGCCGCUGCUGAGCAGGCCCCCGGCGACCGACAGAGAAGGAGUCUGCGCCUCCGCCACGCUCGGACUCCCGGCGGUGGAUCGCGAGACAAUCGUCCUCCCGGCCGGUGCCUCCUGGACGCUCCAACCCAAGAGAGGGGCGGGCAGGGCCCGCGAAGAUGGCCGCGCGGUUCUGCGGCGUGGUGGCGGCAGGCUGAAGGUUGCCGGCGUGACGGUGGCCACGUGGUCGGGCGGUCCCAGGGUGGGCCGCCAGGAGGAGCGAGCUUUCCCGGCAGUGGCGCUCGCAUCGUCUCCUCUCCCACGGCCUCCGCCGCCGCCGCCUCCUCCGACGGCCGACACGGCGCUCGUCGGGCCGUUCGCCGCACAGAGAACCAUGUUGGCUCAGGCAAGGGGGGUUACUCGGUUGAAAUUCGACAAGGGGCGUACAGAGUCGCCAAACAAGGCCGACGGCGCGACGGGGCUGUCGGGGGACCAUUGGCCGCAUCGCCGUGAUGGGCGAGCCACUAGCGCAGCGCAGGCCCCGGGGCCUUCUCCUGGCACGGGGGUCCCCCUCCACUAGCCCUCCCCCACCCCUCCACUAGCCCCCCCCCCCUCCGCUAGCCCACCCCCCCCCCUCCACGAGCCCUCCCCCGCCCCCCACUGUGAGAGAGAGUGGAGGACGGGGGAGCCUCGAUGUGCUAACUCCACGGCGGAGACCGGUGAGUGAAUGUUUCUAACCGGGGGGCCGCUGCUCGUCGCCGGCCGAGGUUCGUGGUUUGCAUCCGGCAGGCCGCCCCGGUUAACGCGUCGUUUGAAACGGGGUUCGGCCACGUCUCGGGAGUCCGCGACCUCUAACAGUUUAAAAAAUUCCACCUCGGGUUCCCCUCCCCGCACCCCAAUCGCUCGCAGCAGCAGCAGCAGCGAUGACAUCGCGCCCGCCGGCGCAAAACUAGCGGGCGCGGUAGCGGCUGCGGUGGUGGUGAGACACGGCGGGGUGAAGGCCCUGCGAGGCCGCGAGAGCGACGCUGUAAGAUGAUACCGCGCUCGCACCGCCCGUUCGGCAACCCUGACGCUCGCCGUCACCCGGCGGAGCCCCCGGCAGGCGGAGCGGACAGAGCGGCCGCGGGAGCCAUUGCCUGCCGCUACAUCCUUCUGGAAGUUGACGUUAAAGUUCAUCGUUUGCUUGUGCCGAUUGUAUACACCUUCGUGCAGAGAAAGGAUUGAUAAAAAAAUUAACCCGUGAAAACAAAGUUUUUCACUAUAAAUCAUUUAUAUGCAUGGCAUCGGUUUUAUUUUAUUAUUGAUUUCUGUUUUUCUUGAGUAAGAGUUUUAUUUUUAUCACAUUGGUAUUUUAAAUUAAAUAUGAAAAAAAAAAAUUCCCAAAAAGUGGAAAAUUUUGGAAAAAAAAUUUUCACGAAAAUAAAUUGUCACGCACAACGAGUCUGUGUGCAAAAUGUCAGCUCGAUUGGAUCACGGGAAGUGGGUUAAAAAACGACCGAAAGAUGUGCACGGUCGUAAGCGCGCAAGCAAGCAAGUGAACUUAAUAUAAAGGAUUAAUAAAAAAAUAUUAACGUUCGGAUGGAGAGAAAAUGCAUUGCGGAAUUUGCGUUCCUCGUGGAACAAAUGUUUGUGUGAACUUAAUAAUUACCACUGACUUAGCCAGGGAGGGGGUCCUGCUCCCUUCGGAUGUUUGGCUGGGGAAACCCACGGAGAACAGAGGGGGGGAGAACAACAACAACAACCUCGACACACACAGGGAGGUCUCCUCGAGUCGCGCUGAGACGCGCGCGGCCACCAGGGGUCGCUGUGAGCCCGGUGGACGCGGAGGGGGAGGUGCUUGGGAUUUCACCCUGAAUCGUUAACCGGUUUGUCAAUCAGUUACCGGUUCGGGUUAAAAAUGUAACGUUGUUUGCUUGACCGUCGAAAUCUCGAUUUCACAAAUGUGUUCCGUGCUCUGCAUCGGAAGGGGAAGUUCGGUAACGACGGCGCUGCUUGGCAGGAACGUAUAAGCGGCAGGCGGCCUCUGUCACCGCCUGGUUCAACUUAACCCUCGUUGCUCUGUGGAGAAAUAAAAGUGUA